AUGCCUGGAGCAAGUGUUGGUGAUUUGCCGCCCCAGGCGGCGUCAACAUCGUCCCGAAAGACUUCUCUCGCGCCUGAACGCAAAUAUAAAUGCCAGUUCUGCAACCGAGCCUUUAGCAGAAGUGAACACAGAAGUCGACACGAGCGAUCACAUACCAAAGAACGUCCCUUCAAAUGCAUGAAGUGUAGAAGCACCUUUGUUCGCCGCGACUUGCUUCUUCGUCAUGACCGCACUGUUCACGCCAAAGACGGCGGUGUUCCCCUACAUAGUGAUGGAAAGCGACGUGCUGGCCCCAAGACCCGUGGUAUUGAUGGCACCCCCAAGGCCUCCCUCGCAGCUCUCGAUGCCUCCACCCUGGAACAGAUGGAAAGUGGCCCCGACGGCAUCUUUGAUGUCGAAGCCGCCGCCAUGCUUGUUGCCGACCUGCACCACAAGGCCACCGCCGCCAUGCGUGGCGACGACUCUGCCUACGAUGACAACCAGUCCAUGUCGUACUCGCCUCGCACCUCCGCUGCUAUGGAGCCCGCAGUCACGUACCCGUCUGGUGCCAUUGCCUUGCCUCAAGUCCAGUGGGAAAACUUUAUGUCACAGCCCGGUGCGGAUUGCAAGGCUAGUCCCAUCACGCCUAGUGUUGCCGGAUCCUUCGAUUCACAGCGCUCUUUUGCCAGCGCUGUGACUCUGCAGCCUCAUUCCAACCACCUGCCUCCCAUCGGCGGCCAAAAUCCUCACGGUUUCGUCCCUGCUAUUCAGUCCAUGCUGAGAUCUGCCUCCCAUUCCGACGCUGGCACGCCCAUGAGCCCUACCUUUGACUCGUCCCAAGCUGGCUUCAGGGCCCCUCAGUUUGCUGGUGCCGAUGAGCGCAACACUCUCCUCGACAUCAUUCGGAGUCAUGAUCGCGAAAGCGCCAUCCCCGAGGGCUUCCGCCUGCCUGGUCUUGGCUCACUGAACCGCUACCUCUCGACAUACUUUGGUCUGUUCCACCACCACCUACCUUUGCUGCAUCCUUCUUCGUUCAACCCCACCCAAGUUUCGCCUCCUUUACUCCUUGCCGUCCUGAGUAUCGGAGCCCUCUACGCCUUUGACCAAGACCAAGCCUAUAUGCUACACAUUGGCUCCAAGGUGCUCGUCAACCAGUUUCUGCAAAACAAGGAAAACUUCAGCUCUCGCAAGUGUCCGCUCUGGACCAUGCAGAGUUCAUUGUUGAACAUGAUCUUUGCUAGUUGGAGCGGUGAUCCCAAGGGACUUGAAUGGGCGUGCUCGAUCAAGAGUCUGCUCGCCAACAUGGUUUCCGGUAAUCGCUAUGAGCUCAAGCUGCGUCAAGAGGCCCGCGGCAAUAGCAAACCCACGCGCGCUGAAUGGGUCGAGGAUGAAGGCUGUCGCCGCACGUACUACGCAGUCUACAUCUUCUUCGGUCUCUUGACACUAACGUAUAAUCAUACUCCUGCAAUCGGCUUCAACGAGCUCGAAGAUCUUCAACUGCCGUCUACUGAAGCUCUCUGGAACGCCCAAGCCAACGAUGAGAGCGCUUGGGAAGAUCAUACCAAGGGUGCUCCUGCCCUAACGUUCCUCGAGGCCCACGAUAAUCUCUUCCAGGGCGAGACUUUGCAAUACAGCGCCUUUGCCACUCGUGUCAUGAUCAACGCUUUGUUUUUGGAGGUUUGGUACCACAAGCGAAGCCCCGAAGCACUGCAGGACGUUGUCACCGAGUACAAGCUGCGUUUGGCCCUCGAAACCUGGGACAAGUCUCUGGAACGCUGCGAGCCUGAAGCCGUUAGCGUUCCCCUCAGCGCUCCUCACAAGAGUCAUCCGUUGAUAUUCAACGCCAAGGCUAUGUACAGAAACGCACGUGCUCGCCUCGAGGUCGACCUGAAAGCAGUCCAAGAAGCGCUUCGCUAUCACGAUCCUUAUGAAGUUGGUGCUGCCAUGUCUCACGCCCGCGAUCGCGUAAAGCGAUCGAGCGAGAUGAUCAAGGUUAUCGAGGAAUGCUACAGCUGCAUCGAAACGGCCGUCCUGCAGGGCGUUCGAUGGGUUGCCCGCACCUCACCCACAAAUUGGAGCGUAGAGCAUCCGUUGUGUGGGCUUGACCUCAUGAUCAUUCUUUCGCUUUGGCUCUAUCGUCUGGAACACGACGACGAGCAAGCGACGCCGGAAGAACUGGCGAUGUACAACAAAGUAAGACAACUCUUUGUCAAGGACUUGGAUGAGGCAUACAUGUCUCACCUCGGCUCAGUUGUCGCUCGCCUCUGGGGCUCCAUGCUCGACGAAGUUGUCGUCUGGGGAAUCACCCGUCUUAUGGGGGAAUCCUUCAAACUGCACUCCCAAGCGCUUGUCGGCUACGUCGACGAUCGCGAAGCUGCUUCCUCAAACGUCUCGACUCCUUCGAUGAUCUCUCAAGGAGCGGACGAGGAUAGCGUGUACUAA
This is a messenger RNA of Cordyceps militaris CM01, 2421 nucleotides long. Its product is annotated as C2H2 finger domain protein, putative. Gene Ontology annotation, biological process: regulation of transcription by RNA polymerase II; DNA-templated transcription. Gene Ontology annotation, cellular component: chromatin. The transcript is spliced from 2 exons. The record is from RefSeq and is a predicted model, not a curated record. NCBI's taxonomy places the organism in Eukaryota, Fungi, Ascomycota, Sordariomycetes, Hypocreales, Cordycipitaceae. Gene Ontology annotation, molecular function: DNA-binding transcription factor activity, RNA polymerase II-specific; RNA polymerase II cis-regulatory region sequence-specific DNA binding; zinc ion binding. The coding region runs from base 1 to 2421 and encodes 806 amino acids.